CCAAGAGGAAACGGAAAUAAGUCUUCUGAAGCCGCAGAUUUCUGCCACUGUCUAAAUGAAAGGUUUUUAUGUUUACAUUUAUGGAAAUAUAAGUAGAAACUCUCCUGCAGGCGUGUGCACGGUGUACUCCUCCUCCAGCGGAGUGAAUGAAGAGAGUGACACAAACACAACACAACACAGAAGCUGUGCCUUUAAACCAGCCCACUGCUGCAGCGAGAGUCGACUGGCGCUGUCAUACAUGUUAAAACGGCUUGCCAUAUGCGUCUGAAUCUGCAGCAGGGCAUUACUAGUGCAUUGUCUUAAGAGUCCAGAUCUGUUCUUACAAUGGAUUUCCCUUUCGACCUGAACGCGCUUUUCCCCGAGAGAAUCACUGUGCUGGAUAACAGCUUGAGUGCAGGUCGGAAAGCGCAUGGGAGACCAGAUCCUCUUCUUCAGAUCAGCUCAGUUAUAGAUGAGCUGGGCAAAGCCUCCUCUAAGGCCCAGCAGCUGCCUGCUCCUAUAACCAGUGCUGCAAAGCUCCAGGCCAACAGACACCAUCUCUACCUCCUGAAAGAUGGAGAACAGAACGGUGGGAGGGGUGUUAUUUUUGGGUUUCUGAAGGUUGGCUACAAGAAGCUGUUUUUACUUGACCAACGGGGGGCGCAUUUGGAGACCGAGCCAUUGUGUGUGCUGGAUUUUUAUGUGACCGAGACACUGCAGAGGCAUGGCUACGGGCUCGAGCUCUUUGACUUCAUGCUGAAACACAAACGGGUGGAGCCUGAACAGAUGGCGUAUGAUAGACCUUCUCCUAAAUUUCUGUCAUUUCUAGAAAAGCACUAUGAUCUCAAGAACAGUGUGCCUCAGGUGAAUAACUUUGUGGUGUUCAGUGGAUUCUUCCAGAGUAGAUCAGUGGUCCAACUGAGAAAAGUUCACCCAAAAAAGCCAGAGGGAGAGAUCAAACCGUAUUCACUAAUGGAAAGAGAAGUGGUUCGGGAGGAGCAGAGGGUUCUCCCCUGGCCAUUCGUUCACCCCGCGGGUCCCCCCCACUCUCCCCCUCUGCUUCCGUCAUCUCCGCAAUCCCGUUCGCUCAGUGUGGGAUCCUCCCCCAGCCGGGCCCUGCUCCGCCCCGCCGCGGCCCCCCGGACCCCCUUCUCCCAGCUCAACGACAGCUGCAGGGCAAAACGCACCAGCUAUCAGGGUCUGGUUGCCAGGAGCAACCUCUACAGUCGCCAUAUCAACAGCCGAGACCUCGGGCAAUUAUUGGUGGAAGAGCAGAACCCCUUGAAGCUUCCAGCUGUCGUGUGUGCUUCCUCAGGGCUGAAAGCAGAGCUCAGUGAGAGAGUGUGUGACACAAGGGGAACACAAACACACUUCAGAAAGACCACAUCCUCAAGGCCAGGUUGUGUCCCUUCCGACACGUGCCGCCCCCAAGAAAGAUCAUGUUCAGGAGCAGACCUCCAUAACAGCCCUGGAAUGCAGAGAAGAGCUGCAGACCAAAGUGUCACAGAACAGAGAAGAGGGCUGGAGGAAAGGUGGAGCGACUACAACGGAGAGGGGCUGAUGGUCCUGGACGGUUGGGGAGAGCCGCUGUACGGCCCAGUGGGUCAGACAGAAACAAGAGUAUCGCAGCACACGGCCCUGGUGACAGAAGAUGUUAAGAACAGAAAUGAACGGUUGGACAUCGCAAAGAAGUGAGAAUAAUAAAGGGAGAGAAAGAAUUUUUAUUAAACCACAAAAGUGAAAAAGACCUUUAAUGAAAAAAAACAUCAGCAGCUAUUUGUAACUUUUUUUAUCAGUCCUAUUUAUAAAUGUGUCAGCUAUUCAUUUUAUGACUUGUGCUUUUAUAAUCACAAUGCUUUAUAAUGUUUUUCAAAAACCGGUCAAUGCAAAA
This is a messenger RNA of Sinocyclocheilus grahami, 1870 nucleotides long. RefSeq names its product alpha-tubulin N-acetyltransferase 1. Gene Ontology annotation, cellular component: microtubule. Gene Ontology annotation, biological process: alpha-tubulin acetylation. The transcript has 12 exons. The record is from RefSeq and is a predicted model, not a curated record. The coding region runs from base 325 to 1674 and encodes 449 amino acids. Gene Ontology annotation, molecular function: tubulin N-acetyltransferase activity. Lineage: Eukaryota; Metazoa; Chordata; Actinopteri; Cypriniformes; Cyprinidae.